AUGCAAGAAAAUCGUGAAUCCUAUGAUUCUAUUGAUUUGUGUUCAUGUAAACACUAUUAUUUAUUUUCAAAAGUUUCUCCUAAACUAAGUGAUUCUUUUAGACCAUAACACAUUAAACCAGAUUUUUCUAAUGCUCCCAUUAAAAAUAAUACUGGAUCAAUUGGAUCUGUAUAAUUUCCAUCUGCUGAAAUUCAACUACUUCAUCAUCAGACUGCAAAUCCUCGUGGGAGUAUUCAUAUUAAAAAAGUAUAUAUUUUUUGAUAUAACCCAGCUUAAUAAAAAUAAUGAAUGGGCUUUGAUUAAUAUCAAAAAGGAAACUAUUGAUCCUUAAAAACUUCAAAAAAAUCCUAGAUUAUCAAAAAUGUUUUAUAAAGAAGCUUUAAUUCGAAGAUUUGUUGAUAAAUUAAGAAAGUAAGCCUAUAUAUUACCAAAAAUAUUGUCAAACAAAAUGAAAAACUUCCUUAGAGAAAAUUACAUUGAAAAUAAAAGAAUUUCUAAUUAAUAAAAAAUUAUACUUUCAAAAUCUCAGCAAAAGUAGACUUUAUCAACUCUUAAUCCAACUGGAUAAUUAAUGUUAUUUUGGAAUUUAUUUAGAGCCAUAUAAUUAAUGUUUCUUAUGUGGUGGCUUCCUUUUAAAAUAGCAUUCAAACCUAAUUAUUCUUUUGAAACGAUUGAAACAAUUUUAAUUUAUAUUUUUAUUUUUGAUGUUUUACUUAAAUUGAAUUAAGGAUAUAUUAUGGAAGGAGAAUUUAUAAUGAAUAGAAUCGAUAUUAUUAAACAUUAUAUAGUAAAUGAAUUAAUAGAAGACACAUUAUAUAUUACAACUUAACUGUUUAUUAUUUAUAAAAUUAUGAUUGAUAUUUCAAUCUUUUUUGAACUAUUUGUAUUUUUUUAAUUUAUAAUGAAUUUCAUAAAAUUAAAAAGAAAAAUACACAAAUUUGAAGAAACAUUUGCAACCAAAACUAGUUAUACAUAAUUUGCAGAUUUAAUAUAAUUAAUAAUAACUGUAUUUUAUUUUGCACAUUUUAUGGCUUGUAUAUGGUAUUAUAUAGGUGUAGAAAGUUUGAAGAGUUUUGAUUCAUCUUGGACAACAUAAACUUAAUUUUUAUUAUCAGAUUCUGGAUCUUUUUAUUUAUAUUCAAUUUAUUGGGCUACAGCAACAAUGGUUACUGUUGGUUAUGGUGAUAUAUCUGCUUAAAAUAAUCAUGAGAUAUUGUGUGCAACAAUUCUUAUGAUUUUUUCAACAGGAAUGUUUGCAUUUGCUAUAAAUUAAAUUGGUGAAAUCUUUAGUACUAUUGAUGCUGAAAAAUAGAAUUACAAGAGAACAAUAUUAUUAAUUAAUGAUUAUAUGUAAAAAAAUUAAGUAGAUUAAUAAGUACAAAGUAGAAUUAGAAAUUAUUUAUAAUAUUAAGAAUAAAUUAAAUUAGAAACAUCUAAAGAAUAAUUAGAUUCAAUUUUAUAGAAACUUCCACCUAAUAUUUUUACAGAUUUAAAAACUAAUAUUUAAUCUAAAAUAAUGUAAGAAAUAUCCUUUUAUAAAUCUAAUUUCUCUAAGAAUGUUAUUCCAAUAAUAUCUUAAUAUUUACAAAUCCAAUCUCUUACUCCAAAAGAAAUUAUUUAUCAAUAAGGUUAAUUAGAUGAUUGUAGUCUAUUCACAGUUUGGAAAGGUGAAGUAUUAAUAAUUGAAAGUUAAUCAGGUAAAAUUUUAGCAACUUUAACUAAAGGAUAAAGUUUUGGUGAAGUUGAAUUUUUAACUUAAUAAAAUAGGUAAUUUACAGCUAUAAGCAAAGAUUUAAGUUAAGUAUUAAAAAUAUCAAGAGAAAUGUUUCUUAAAAUAAUAAAAUAUUCUGAUUAUGAUUUUGAGUAAUUUCAUAAAUUGAAAGAUUAAUAUAUGUUUGAAAAAAUAGAUUAAAUUUCAUCAUGUUAUUGUUGUUCAGAAAAUCAUUUCAUUUUGGAUUGUACCAUUUGUUAAUAUAAACCAAAUCUUGAGGUUUUAAUAAGAAAGUAAAAAGCAUAAGAUGUAGUAUCAAUAAGAAGAAAGUUUUAAAGAACAACAGAUAAGAAGACAUUUUGUUAAUUUCAAACAUUAUAAUCUAAUUCAGUAGAAAAAGAAGAGGAACCUUCAGGAUAAAAUGUGUCAUCAUCUGUUAAAGAUCUUACUUAACCCGAAAGAAGUCCUUCUAGAAGACAUAAAACUAGAACUAUUAAUAUAAAGAAUAUUGGUUAAUUAUUCCAUAUUGAAGAUGAAAGAUUAAUUGAUGGUCCAUCAUUUCCAUGGAGUAAUCUUGAUAUUUAGAAUGAAUAAUAAUAAUAAUAGUAGUAAUAAUAAUAAUAAUAAUAAUAAUAAUAAUAAUAAUAAUAAAGUCAAAAUAAAUUAAGUUAUAAUCAAAUUUUAGAAUUACCAUCCUUAAAACAUAAACAUUCAUUAUCAAAUCAUUAAAUUUAGAUUCCUUCAUUAAAUUAGUUAGAAUAAAUGGCAUAGGAAUAUAUAAAAAUAACAAUUUAAGACUUUGAGAAAAUUUAAAAUUAUUAGAUAUAUUUUCCCUAAAAUAAUUUGGAGGUUGUUUUGUUGGGUUAGAAAAAACAACCUAAAAUAAAGAAAAUUUAAGUUGCUGAAACCUUAGGUGAUUUUACAAGGAAAAGAGUAAUAAGUGAAAAUUUUAUGAAUCCAUGA
Messenger RNA from Paramecium pentaurelia, 2674 nucleotides. NCBI's taxonomy places the organism in Eukaryota, Ciliophora, Oligohymenophorea, Peniculida, Parameciidae. The record is from the annotation of a GenBank genome assembly.